Molecule: messenger RNA, 1458 nt
Organism: Diabrotica balteata
Lineage: Eukaryota; Metazoa; Arthropoda; Insecta; Coleoptera; Chrysomelidae
Source: the annotation of a GenBank genome assembly
AUGUUUCCUGGCUCUUCGGCAUCUGGAGGAACAAUAACAUUCUUGUUAACUUAUACAGAAACAUUGUUAGGCCCAGUAGCGUAUUGUAAGGUAAGGAAAGAAUCUUUCUUAUUAGCCUGUAAUCUUGUAUAUCCGUCUCAUAUGGGAGAUAAAGAUGAAUGGAGUUUUUGUGAUAUUUUAAAAAGAUCUCUGUGCCCAAAACAAACAACACCAGCUUGGUGUGAAAACUGUUCAAAAUUUUUGCCUACAUCUCAAUCCAGAGUUCUUCAGGCGCUUCCAAAUGUACUCUCUGUUAACACAGGUCUACACAAUGCACAACACAAACAGUUUUGGCAAACUCAGAUGGAUAAAGUCGUGGCGAAAGUUUCCACCAUAGAAGUUAACAACAGAUCAUCUACACCUACUUCAGUUUUAGGAUCAUCGAAACCGUGUAGAUAUGGAGAUUUGUGUUCAAGACCAGGAUGUCGGUUUAGACACAGUUUUGAUAAUGCCGUGCCCAUCCCUCCUUCGAAAAACCCAUAUUGUAGUAAUAAUUGGUUGCCGCACCGAUUUGAAUUGGCGAUAAAAACAGAAGACUUGGAAAUAAAAAAAUUGAAGAAGAUGACGAGCAUCAGUCCUGUGUCUCCUCAUGAAGCUACUUGGUUUAGUCUGGACUGGAAGGUUCCAUGUGUACUGUUUUAUACGUCAAGGGAAGCUAUGAAAAAUAAGCUUGAAGUCAAGCAGCAGCUGCCAAGAGAAGUACUAUCAGAAGAUACAUCUGUUGCAGGUUCUGGAAAUCCGAGACUGAACUCGUUUACACCUCUGCACGACAACGAAACUUUGAAGCCAGGAGAUUUGGUUGCAAUGGAUGCGGAAUUCGUAACACUAAACCAGGAGGAAGCUGAAUUAAGAAGUGAUGGAAAGAUGUCAACUAUCAAACCUUCUCAAAUGUCUGUAGCCCGAAUUACUUGCAUUCGGGGGAGCGGGCCCAUGGAGGGAACUCCUUUUAUAGAUGAUUAUAUUUCAACCCAAGAACAAGUUGUGGAUUAUUUAACGAAAUUUUCAGGAAUUAAACCGGGAGAUCUAGACGCAAAUAUUAGCUCUAAACAUUUGACUACCUUGAAGUCAACUUAUAAGAAGUUGAGGUAUCUACUAGAUCUUGGUGUUAUUUUUGUUGGCCAUGGGCUAAAAAACGAUUUUAGGGUAAUUAAUUUAGUAGUUCGCCCAGAGCAAGUAGUGGAUACUGUGCAAUUAUUUCAUCUACCGCAUCAUAGAAUGGUAUCUUUAAGAUUUCUGGCAUGGCAUUUUCUAGGCAUGAAAAUUCAGUCGGAGACUCAUGACUCCGUAGAAGAUGCACGAGCAGCGCUUCAAUUAUUUAAAAAGUACAAACAGUUAGAUGAACAAAAACGGGUGGGAGAAGCAUUAGCUGAAUUAUAUGAAACAGGUAAAGUACUUAACUGGAAGGUGCCGGAAGAUUAA